Messenger RNA from Penicillium brevicompactum, 1551 nucleotides. Its product is annotated as putative flavin-containing amine oxidasedehydrogenase. Bases 1 to 1551 code for a protein of 516 amino acids. NCBI's taxonomy places the organism in Eukaryota, Fungi, Ascomycota, Eurotiomycetes, Eurotiales, Aspergillaceae. Gene Ontology annotation, molecular function: oxidoreductase activity. The record is from RefSeq and is a predicted model, not a curated record. The transcript has 4 exons.
AUGGCCCCUAAGAAAGUCGCCAUCAUAGGCGCCGGUGCCGCCGGUAUGUCCUGCGCCUCGACAUUGGCCAAGCACCCACAAUUUGCCGUCACUCUAAUAGACACGGAGAGUUACACUGGUGGCCAGGCCACAUCAAUCACUUUGGAUGAAAGCAAACACGGGGCAAGCUGGCUGAACGACGGCGUUCAAGGGGGCUCACAGAUCUUCCGGCAUACCUUUCAAUUCUUCCGUCGCUACGGCUAUGAGCCUCAACAGGUGAAGCUUCAAGUCGCGUUCGGCAAAGGAAAGGACUUUUGGACCAAUGUUUUCCCCAGCCAGUUGGUUGAUGAGCAUUCUGCGGAGAUUAAGAAGUUGUCCCGGGUCCUGUCCUGCAUCAAAUACCUGAUGCCCAUCCUCGGUAUCAUGCCCGUCAAGAUCAUUCUACGACUGUUCCGCUUUACUAGCGAUUUUAGCAACAAAAUGGUUCUGCCAUUGCUGGCCCUGUUCCUCGGCACGGGCAAUCAGACCCCCAACGUCUCGAGUGUCUUGCUGGAGCGCCUGUUCAAUGACCCGCAGAUGAAGCUCUGGGAGUAUGACCCGGACACACUUUUGCCCAAUCUCCCCACCAUGUAUACCUUCCCAAACUUGAGCAACUUCUAUCGAGACUGGACCCGCGACUUGCGUGAGAAGGGAGUCGAGUUUCGGCUCGGUUGUCGCACAUCUAUCCUGAAGCGAGAUAAGAAAGGUGUUGUCUUGCAAUUGCAGGACUACGAUGGCGAGAAUCCUAAGGGGGACCCAUCUGUUCACGAAUUUGACGAUCUGGUGAUGUGCUGCCCGGCCGAUGAAGCAAAGAGGCUCUUGGACCGCCACGCGACAUGGCGCGAGAAAUAUGUUUUGGGCGGCGUCAAGUUCUACAACGACAUUACCAUAACUCACUCAGACUCGGAUUAUUUCCAGAAGAUUUUCGAAAUGCAGUAUGAUCCGGAGUUGGUAGCGAAGCCCACUUCGCAGACACGAAAAGACCAAAUCGCGUUUGCAGAGCAGCAACCCCUGAGUCAAAAGGAUGGUUGGCUGGGAUUCAGGCCGAUGUACUUUACACGCUCCUACAAAUCGGACCCGGGGAAGAUAGAGAUGGGCUUCAAUUGCACUCAUUACCAGCACCAAUUUCGCGAAAACCUUGGCACGGACAAACCGCCGCUGCCGGAGGACCAGCAGGUGUUCCAGACAAUCUUUUUGAACGAUCAAGAAAAGGAUCUAUGGACGUGGAACGAUAUUGAUCCGUCGAGAAUUAUCGCUCGGAAAUGGUGGCACCAGUUCGGCCAUCGCUGGCAGCAUUAUCUUCGGGUGGUCGCGGGAAUGAUGUUUAUCAAUGGUACUAACCGAACACUUUACGCUGGAAGCUGGACCAUGGUGAACAUGCACGAGAUUGCUUGUAUUUCCGGUAUUGCAGCAGCCUACCAGCUUGGGGCGACUUACGAACCAUUUGAUGACUUCGCAGAGGACUUCUUCGCCAAGUACUUGCUAGUGUGCCAUGGAACGAGAUACAAGAAGGCCAAGGCAAAGAGCACAUGA